ACUAAGGGAAUGUAUCGAACCUCUCACGGUGAAAGAAACCACAUCAAGUCAUCAUUUACAAACAUUUCAAAAGAUGGCAUCAUCGUUACGUGACACGUCAACAAUUUGUUUGUUUGAUGUCGACGGCACUUUAACACCUUCUCGACAGCGCAUCAAGCCACAUGUAGAGGACUUUUUAACAGAGCUAAGAGGAAAGGUGUUGGUGGGGCUUGUUGGUGGCUCAGACUUUGUCAAGAUAGCAGAACAAAUGGGCGGGCAUGAAGAUAUAUUAAACAGAUUUGACUAUGUAUUUGCUGAAAAUGGAUUGGUAGCUUACAAAGGAAGCACACAGAUAGGUCAGCAGAAUCUCAAGAAAUAUGUUGGUGAUGAAAUCCUACAAAAACUUAUCAACUUUGCACUUAGGUAUAUGUCUGAGCUUGUGCUACCUUGUAAAAGAGGAACAUUUGUUGAGUUUAGGAGUUCAAUGAUCAAUUUGUGUCCAGUUGGUCGUAGUUGUAGCCAAGAGGAGAGAGAUGAGUUUGUCAAGUUUGAUGAGGAACACAAAGUGAGAGAGAAAUUUGUUGACGCUUUAAGAAACGCAUUUCCUGACGCUGGUUUGGUGUUUGCCAUUGGUGGCCAAAUUAGUAUAGAUGUGUUUCCUGAUGGUUGGGACAAGCGGUUUUGUCUACAGUUUUUACAGAAAGAUAAUAUUAAAAAUAUUCACUUCUUUGGUGAUAAAAUAGAACAAGGUGGAAAUGACCAUGAGAUUUAUGAAGAUCCCAGAACUAUAGGUCACAAAGUGGUUAAUCCAGAUGACACAGUCAAACAACUUAAGGAGCUGUUCUUCUCUUGAUCAAACUAACUGUCUAGCAUUGGUCAAACUAACUCUAUAGCAUUGGUCAAACUAACUGUGCUUGACUAAUUGGGACUUUUAAAACUGCCAUGUUGACUUCUAUUUAAAUGUACAGUGGGAUAUUAUUGGGCUUUUAAUGUUGCAGUGUUUAUUUUGAAUAUUUUACAAGUAUUACUGUAUCUUAAUCUUGUAUGAGGGACUUAUUUUUUUAUAUGCUGUGGUACUGAAUGCUGUUUGUGUAAUGAUAGAAAGUUGAAUCAUUUUGCAUUCCAAAGUAAACUUUGAACUUGGUGUAAUUCACUAUCAUAACAGACCAAAGCAAUUUUUCAAUGAGUCCUAAGAACUAACCUUAAUGAGACAAUGUAUUCUUGUUUUUAUAUAUUUGCAUAAUAAAAUAAUUUCUUAAAAUAAUUUUUUUAAAAUUAUACUUAAAAGGGUAUCACUCUCUUUUCACAAGCUUUUUCUUGUCUGUUAGUAGUAACCUGAUCUUCUUUUCAGAUAAAUAAAUCUCCUAUGACAAUACAAAAAUAUCUAAUUUUCAAUUUGAAUAGGUUUUAAAUGAGUCUUUGAAAUUAAUUUAAAGAUUACAUAUCACAACAAAGGGAAGACAAUAAAUGCAAACAAUGAGCCAGGUCACUGUGGUGAGCUGGUGUUCAUUGAUGUUUUCAAGGCUGAGAACUUACAAGGAUGUUAUAAGGGGUAGAUAAUUGACCAGUCUUGUUAAGACUGCAAAACACUGAUGUUACUGUGAUAUCUAAAAAUAUAGUUAUGUUCUUUUUUUAGUGUUACUGUAAAGGUUUUUUUUAUAAAUAAAUACUAUUUAAAAGAUUAUGCUUUGGUUUAAAAGAAGGAUUUUAAAAAUACUAUAUGUAUAUAUUUUUAAUAUAGGUCUACACAUUAUUUAUUUUGGUGAAUUAAAAGAAUUUAAUAUAGCAUUGUGGCUAAAAUAUGUUAAGCAGAAAU
This is a messenger RNA of Physella acuta, 1795 nucleotides long. RefSeq names its product phosphomannomutase 1. Gene Ontology annotation, biological process: mannose metabolic process; protein N-linked glycosylation; GDP-mannose biosynthetic process. Gene Ontology annotation, molecular function: phosphomannomutase activity. Gene Ontology annotation, cellular component: cytosol. NCBI's taxonomy places the organism in Eukaryota, Metazoa, Mollusca, Gastropoda, Physidae. The record is from RefSeq and is a predicted model, not a curated record.